Molecule: messenger RNA, 4610 nt
Organism: Neogale vison (American mink)
Lineage: Eukaryota; Metazoa; Chordata; Mammalia; Carnivora; Mustelidae
Product: zinc finger protein 154-like
Exons: 2
Coding region: 2265-3854 (529 amino acids)
Biological process (GO): negative regulation of transcription by RNA polymerase II
Molecular function (GO): RNA polymerase II cis-regulatory region sequence-specific DNA binding; DNA-binding transcription repressor activity, RNA polymerase II-specific
Source: RefSeq, a predicted model, not a curated record
CCGGUCUUCAGGGCCGGGCAAGGGUAUAGGGAACUUUGAGCCGGUGGACCCCGGGUCUUGUUGGUCUAAGGCUGGGCUCUCCCCAGUUCCCGCGGCAUCAGAGGCGCUUACAGAGGCUGCACGAACGAGUGGGAGGUGGCCUGACCCGACCCCCACCCGCCUGUCUUCUGCACUGUUGUGUCCCGGGAUCUUAGUUGCCAUUCCCCAAGUUUUGAGUCUGGGGACCCUGGGGAAACCCCAGGCCCGCGCCAGGAGUUCUGUGAAGGGGUUUCCGUUUCUGGCAACCAGUGUGCGUGCAAGGCUAUGCGGGGACUGGUAGCGGAGUGUGCGCACGCCCGAGUUAACACUCAGCUGCACCUGUUCGGAACGCACCGUUCUGUUUUUUGGCGGGUGAGAGCAAAGAGCAGGGGACGGCAGUCGGGCCUGGAGUGACUGCCUGAGAAGUUGGGCGUGUCCUCUGGUGGUCAUGCGAGGCUUGGGUGUGCGAAGCUACCUGAUGUUACCAAGGUCUUCAUAGGAUCCAGCCCGCUGUGGCAUGGAGUGUAGACUGCGGGCUGCGGGAGGAUGCAGGAAGAUCAGGGUGGAAGCUGCUGUCAGAGUUUAGGUGAGGGUUACUGGCCCAGAGUGCUGGCUUAGGUGUCAUUGGAUUCUGGAUAUGUGUUUUGAAAAAGUGACCACUGAUUUGCUAAUGUGGACCAAGACAGGGUGAAAGGGAGGCUUCAGGGAUAUCUGUAGGGUUUUUGUAUCUGUAGCUGUAAGAAUGGAAGCUCCAUUGACUGAGAUGAGGGAGUUGGUACUGUGAAUGUUGUUGGUGGGAGAUGUUCUGGAGAGCUCUGAGUGGAUGCGUUGAGAGAGCAGCCAGAUACACCAGUCUGGAACUCUGCGGAGCGGUUCAAAGGGGAACAUCUAAAAACAUCAUGGCUAGUCUGUGGGCCCAGGUGAGUGAGCUGUGGGUCCCAGUUGUGAGAAGUUGUGAGUCUUCUGGUUGUGGUGGUAAAAAUGUUACGGUGCCAGGAAGUUGGGGGAGGAAGGAGGACUAGGACUGGAUACUUAGAAGAUGGUAUGACUUCGAGAUGAGGGAUGUGAGUGGCUAUGAAGGGAGAGUGCGUCAGGAAUAGGAUACUUGGGGAGGUGGCCAAGGUUUUCAGUGGAGGAGUAGACAUGAGAAGGACACAGAAGCUCAGAGGACAUGAUGACACUCGGGCCUGUGCUGCUGGUGCUUCUCCAAUUUGAACUCCAUCAGGGUUUUGUGAGGACUGUGGUAGGGCUUGGGGUGUCUCAUCCUGGAGGAAUAAGGUCAGGUGUAUGUGCUGAUGUGAUCAUCUGUGAGAGUCACUAAGCCUAGGGUAGGCCACCAAGGAGCCUUGCUUUGGAAGAAGGUCAGAUGGACAGAGGAAGAUGGUGAUUGCUGAGUGGUCACGUGCUGCACAGGUGGAGGAGGACCUUGUCUGGUGCAAGGUGCAGUAACUCAAGGCCUGGGUGUAAGUUCUCCUCCACACUCUUCUGCUAUUGGGAAGGCCUCCUACUAAUUAAACAACUUUUUCAUCAAAGGUGUGUUUCCUGCUUAUCCCUUUGGAUGGGUUUCAGUGCCCUGCCAGCCCAUGGAGUUACUCAGACAAGCCAAUCCCAUCCUCUUACAGGAAUCUCACCCUCUCAAUCCUAUGAAGCUUGCAUUCCCCAGCUCCUGGUUAUUCACUCUUUUUCAGAGUGCCACCCCAUGUGGGCCUGUGUGGGAUGUGGUGUCCCUCUCCCAGGUUGUGAAUAUCUGUGAUCACUAAAAUGUUGUCCAUCUCCUCUGUCCGUGGUCAGGUGUCAUGUGUUGACCAUCCCCAUAACCCUAAGGUGGGACUCCUGCCCUCAGCAGUGGGGUGAAGAGGAGGUGAUAAAAAUACCAGUGACGUGCGGGGGAACCCAGGGAGAUUUCCGUGGUGCGGGACAAUGAGUUGUGGUGACCAUAGGCAUGUGGCUGUGGAAUUCAGGCUCGAGAACAACGUGUACUUGGGGAGGGAGUAUGCCUCAUUGAUGCCAGGGCCCUGGUUUUCAGCAGAAUAACCCAGAUGGCCAGGAGGAUCCCUCUGUGCCAGGUCCACAACUUAGAUAUUCAGUCGUCUACCUGCAUCUUGUGUCAGCAGGACCCUCUGAUCAGUGGGCCCACGAGGAAACAGUGGCAUCACGGCAUCCAGGCACUGGGGUGUGGUUUUUCUUCUCAGUUGGGAUGAUCGGGGGAGGAUGGGUAUAGGGUAGAUGUGGGUGGGAAAAGGGAUAUGGGCUCUUGGGAGAGGAUCUUUCUGUGGUUUCAUCUGUCCCCAUCCUGCCAGGGCAGGGUGACCUUUGAAGACGUGGCUGUGUACUUCUCCUGGGAGGAAUGGGGUCUCCUUGAUGAGGCUCAGAGAUGUCUGUACCAGGAUGUGAUGCUGGAGAACUUGGCACUUGUAACCUCCUUGGGCUGCAGGCAGGGAGCAGAGGAUGACGAGGCACCUGAGCAGAGCAUUUCUGUACAAAGAGCGUCGCAGGUCAGGACUUUCCGGGCAGUUGUGUCUCCCCAGAAGGCCCAUCCUCGUGAGGUGUGUGGCCAGGACUUAAGAGACCUUUUGCUGUCCAGUGAGCACCUGGCAACACUUUGUGGACAGAAUCUCUACAGAAUUGGGGCACACAAGGGACAGUUGUAUGUCGAUGCAGACCAUCCGUACCAGGAGCAGCACGCUGGAGAGAAAUGCUUCAGAAGCAACAUAGGCAGAGCUUCUUUUGUGAAGGACUACAAAUUCUGUGUGUUAGGGAAACCCUUUUCCUGUGGGGAGGUGACAUCUUGGCCUGUGAGGGACAUCUUGGCCACCUCGAGAUUCCUCCAGCAUCAAGCCCCACCCAGCAGGGAGACGUCAUACAGGAGGACUGAGUAUGGGGCGUCCUCCCGUGGAAGGAAACUGCAAUGCAGCUGGGCAGAAGGCACAAAGGACUUCAGUUGCAAACACACACUUGCUUAUCACCAGAGAGACCUCACUAGAGAAAGAUGCUUCAUGUGCAGUGAAUGUGGGAAAUCUUUUAGCAAGAGCUACAGCCUCAGGGACCACUGGAGAGUGCACACUGGGGAAAAGCCUUACAAGUGUGGGGAAUGUGGGAGGUCGUUUCGGCAGAGCUCUAGCCUCAUUCGGCACCGGAGAGUUCACACUGGAGCAAGGCCUCACGAGUGUGACGAAUGUGGCAAAUUAUUUGGCAACAAGUCUAACCUCAUUAAACAUCGGAGAAUUCACACUGGAGAACGGCCGUAUGAAUGUAGUGAAUGUGGGAAAUCCUUCAGCGAAAGCUCUGCACUCCUUCAACACCGCAGUGUUCACACGGGAGAAAGGCCUUAUGAGUGCAGCGAGUGUGGAAAAUUCUUUUCCUACCACUCCAGUCUCAUAAAACACCAGAGAGUUCACUCAGGAUCAAGGCCCUAUGAGUGCAGUGAAUGUGGAAAAUCCUUUACUCAAAACUCCAGCCUCAUCGAACACCGUAGAGUUCAUAGUGGAGAAAGGCCUUAUAAGUGCAGCGAAUGUGAGAAAUCUUUUAGCCAAAGCUCUGCACUGCUUCAACAUCGGAGAGUUCACACUGGAGAGAGGCCUUAUGAGUGCAGUGAAUGUGGGAAAUUCUUUACUUACAGUUCUAGUCUCCUCAGACACCAGAGAGUACACACUGGAUCAAGGCCUUAUGAGUGCACUGAGUGUGGGAUAUCCUUCACUCAAAACUCCAGUCUCAUUAAGCACAGGAGGAUUCACACUGGAGAAAGACCUUAUGAGUGCAGGGAGUGUGGGAAAUCCUUUAGCCAUAGUUCUAGCCUCAUUAAGCACAGAAAAGUACACGCUGGAGAAAGGCUUUAGGAGGACAGUGACUUCGAAACGUUCACUGGGUCUUCCAUUUCAGUGACCAUUCAAAUAUUCAUACUGAAACGGCUCUAUGAGUUUUGAAUGUGGGAUAUUCUUUACCUAGGAGUCCAAACUCCUAAAACACUACUGGGUCCCCCUUGACGAAGGCCCGUGAGUGCGGAGAAUGUGGAAAAUGGCUAACCAAAGGCUAACCGCAUCACACCCCAGAGAACUCAUGAAGAAAGCCCUUACAAAAGCCUCGAAAAUGAGAAAGCCUUCUACUGAAGGACUUGACGUCAUAGGAGUUCACAAAUUUCAAAUGGGACAACUACCUUAACUGCGCAGGUAUUUAUUUGAUGAGAGUAACAGCACUGGAGGAAAUCCCUCAUGAAGGUGCCAUUUGCCUGCGUUGACGUUCAUACAUUCAAACAUCGACAUAAAUCCCAGGUAUGUAGCAGCUGCACUGCAGUCUUUGAACCUGCCCAGGGCCGGAUCCCAGUGUCAGGACAAUUGCUGGAGGACUGAUGAGCAGCCUGAGCACUUACUCCUUCCCCAUUUUUCUUCUCUGAGGAGAGGGCAUGGAUCUCGCCCAGUUUUGUCCUAGAGGACUGUUGGUGAUUUGAAAAGGAGGAUGGCAUAUCAGGGAUGUAUCGUCCUUGUGAAACUCUGAAGGCAUUUCCCCAGCCUCCAAAUCACCAACCCAGGAACGGUCUGCCUCCCAUUGCUCUUGCUGUACGACAAUAAAGAUCAUAUUUUUUAAGCCACCAUUAA